This is a messenger RNA of Hemisphaericaspora subhashii, 2817 nucleotides long. It is a transcript of the gene MCM6, whose product is annotated as MCM DNA helicase complex subunit. Gene Ontology annotation, cellular component: MCM complex; nucleus. The coding region runs from base 1 to 2817 and encodes 938 amino acids. NCBI's taxonomy places the organism in Eukaryota, Fungi, Ascomycota, Pichiomycetes, Serinales, Debaryomycetaceae. The transcript has a single exon. Gene Ontology annotation, molecular function: single-stranded 3'-5' DNA helicase activity; ATP binding; single-stranded DNA binding. The record is from RefSeq and is a predicted model, not a curated record. Gene Ontology annotation, biological process: DNA replication initiation; double-strand break repair via break-induced replication; mitotic DNA replication.
AUGUCCAACUUUGUUUCAUCUCCGGGUAGAAUCCCAUCAGAUGCUGCCCAGUUACUUCAUUCAUCACAAGCAUCUUCAACUUAUGGAAGAGAUAUUUCAACCCCUCAACCAAAUUCCCAAAUUUUUUAUUCAGAGUCACAAUAUUCCAAUGCUGGUAAUGCAACUCCACAACCACCCCAAAUUCAACGUAAUGGAGCCGCAGUCGUUCCUGGUAGAAGAAGACAAAUUGCUGUUCCUAAAGUAGUUGAUGUCACUGGUGAAAAAGUUAGAGAAAGUUUUGAAUCAUUUAUUGAAGAAUUUAUUGAUCCCAAUGACGAAAAUAAUCAAGGGGAUAAUGAUGAUUGGGAUGGGAAGAUAUAUCUUGCCCAGAUCGAAGCAAUGAAGACUUAUGAAUAUAGUACUUUAUAUAUCAAUUAUCAACAUUUAUUAAUGAGAGAAAAUGGUGUAUUGGCAACAGCUAUUCUGGAACAAUUUUAUCGAUUUUAUCCAUUUUUAUUAAAAGGUUUAAGAAGACUUUUAAGAAAAUAUGCUCCAACUUUAUUAUAUACAAAUUUAAUUGGACAAACUCAAAAUGAUGAACAACAACAAGAUUCUAAUUCAUAUAGUGGUGAUAGAAGUUCAACUACUAAUUCAACUCAAGCUAAUGAACGUGUUUUUCAAAUUGCUUUUUUCAAUUUACCUUCAGUUCAAAGAAUUAGAGAUAUUAGAACCAAUAAAAUUGGUUCCUUAAUUUCAAUUCUGGGUACCGUUACUAGAACAUCUGAAGUCAGACCAGAAUUAUAUAAAGCUUGUUUUACUUGUGAUUUAUGUUCAGCCGUAAUUGAAGGUAUUGAACAAGUUUUCAAAUAUACUGAACCUACUUCCUGUCCAUCAUGUGAAAAUCAAAGUUAUUUCACCUUAAACAUUUCAAAAUCCCAAUUUAUCGAUUGGCAAAGAGUUAGAAUCCAAGAAAAUGCCAAUGAAAUCCCAUCAGGAUCAAUGCCACGUACUUUAGAUGUCAUAUUAAGAGGUGAGACUGUUGAAAGAGCAAAACCAGGAGAUAAAUGUAAAUUCACCGGUUGUGAAAUCGUCAUCCCCGAUGUCUCACAAUUGGGAUUACCUGGUGUCAAACCUCAAUCUGUUCGUGAAAAUAGAGGUGGUUCAGGUGAAUUAAGUUCUGGUGUCUCGGGGUUGAAAUCUUUAGGGGUUAGGGAUUUGACUUAUAAAUUAGCAUUCCAUGCUUUUCAUGUCACCUCUUUGAUUAAUAAAGCCGGAGGUACUAUUGAUCAAUAUAAUACUGAGAAUGAUAUUAUGGGUGAUCAUGAUCAAGAACUCUUUUUGAGUUCUUUGACUAGAGAAGAAGUCGAGAAAUUGAAACUCAUGGUUAAAGACGAACACGUCUAUGAUAAAUUAGUCCAAUCUGUCGCUCCUGCAGUCUUUGGUCAUGAAGUGGUUAAAAAAGGGAUCUUAUUACAAUUAUUAGGUGGUGUACACAAGAAAACUGUCGAUGGGAUUAAUUUAAGAGGUGAUAUUAAUGUUUGUAUAGUUGGUGAUCCGUCGACUUCAAAAUCCCAAUUCUUGAAAUAUGUCUGUGGAUUCUCCCCCCGGGCAGUUUAUACCUCCGGUAAAGCCUCUUCUGCCGCUGGUUUAACCGCCGCAGUUGUUAGAGAUGAAGAAAGUGGUGAAUUCACAAUUGAAGCCGGGGCAUUAAUGUUGGCUGAUAAUGGGAUUUGUGCCAUUGAUGAAUUUGAUAAAAUGGAUAUCGUUGAUCAAGUUGCAAUUCAUGAAGCUAUGGAACAACAAACUAUCUCAAUUGCAAAAGCCGGUAUUCAAGCCACUUUAAAUGCCAGAACUUCGAUUUUGGCAGCUGCUAAUCCAAUUGGAGGUAGAUAUAAUCGAAAAUUAGGAUUAAGGGCCAAUUUAAACAUGACUGCACCAAUUAUGUCUCGUUUUGAUUUAUUUUUCGUUAUUUUGGAUGAUUGUAAUGAAAGAGUUGAUACUCAAUUAGCGUCUCAUAUUGUUGAUUUACAUAUGCUUAGAGAUGAAUCUAUAAAUCCACCCUAUUCAGCGGAAGAAUUAGCACGUUAUAUCAAAUAUGCUAAGACUUUUAAACCUAGAAUGACUAAAGAAGCUCGUGAUUUCUUGGUUAGUAGAUAUAGAGAAUUAAGAGAAGAGGAUGCUCAAGGAUUAGGGAGAUCUUCAUAUAGAAUCACAGUUAGACAAUUGGAGUCGAUGGUUAGAUUAUCAGAAGCUAUUGCAAGAGCUAAUUGUACUGAAGAAAUCACUCCUAGUUUUGUGGCUGAAGCUUAUGAUUUAUUAAAGAGAUCCAUUAUUAGAGUCGAAAUGGAUGAUGUUGAAGUUGACGAUGAAGAAGAUGAACAAGCAAACGCUACCACCACUGGUGAUAAUAAUGUUGAUGAAGAUGAUACUGCUGAACAUCCACAACAACAACAACCAGAAGCAUCCAGUUCAAGACCUCAUGCGUCUAUCACAUAUGAUAAAUACGUCUCAAUGAUGAAUUUAAUGGUCAAGAGAAUCUCCGAUGACGAAAACACUGGAGGCGAAGGAUUAACUGCAGAUGAUUUGAUUGAAUGGUAUUUAGUUCAAAGGGAAAAUGAAAUCUCGACCGAACAACAAUAUUUACAAGAAAGAAACUUGGCAUACAAGGUCUUGAAGAGAUUGGUUAAGGAUAGAAUAUUGAUGAGUGUAACUCAUGAAGCACAAUCUGAAAAUGAACAACCUACUACUGUUUAUAUCCUUCAUCCAAAUUGUGCUAUUUUGGAUUUCUUCCAACAAUCAGGUGCUCAAGACACUGAUACCACUAUGCAAGAGGAUUAA